UCAAUGCGCCGGGUGGUGGUCUUAGUGCAUGGGUGGGCCAUUCCUGGGACCUCCUUCCACGGCAUCGAUAACCUUGCAACGACAGCAAAACUAAGCGAUCAGCAGCGAACGGAGUUAUUAAGACCAAUAUUAGCACAAGGAUGGAAAACGGUGGAAGGACGCGAUGCAAUAAGAAAAGAGUUUCAAUUCAAGGAUUUCAAUGAGGCGUUCGGCUUUAUGACUCAAGUGGCGCUAAAAGCUGAGAAGAUGGAUCAUCAUCCUGAAUGGUUCAAUGUUUACAAUAAGGUGGAUAUUACACUGAGCACUCAUGAUUGUAAUGGUUUAUCGCAGAAAGACAUCACACUCGCCAAAUUUAUCGACUCUGUGAAGAAGUGA
Molecule: messenger RNA, 375 nt
Organism: Angiostrongylus costaricensis
Lineage: Eukaryota; Metazoa; Nematoda; Chromadorea; Rhabditida; Metastrongylidae
Source: the annotation of a GenBank genome assembly